AUGGCAUCUCCUUCAACAACGCCCUCAUCUCAACAUGCCCAACAGCCUACGGUGACGCUGGAUCAGAUUACUUCCAGCUCUGGCGAAAACAAAGAAAUGUCACAUGAAACUGGGCAAGGUGCAAGCCAACAGCCAGCAACGACACACAUGAGUCUCCCAAUCGAUGAUGGCGAAUUCGCAACCACAACAACAUCUGCCGCUCCGCCUCAGCAAUCAGUCACCGAAGACGAUGCAGACGACACAUACCCCGAACUGGAGGAGCAGAUGACGCUCCAACCUCCAUCGGACUUCAAACCAUUUUUCACGCUGAUAGAAGAUCCCGUCACUGGCGAGCACCACCAUCCUGCAGUACACUACAUCUUCGCUGAUGAUGAUCCUGACAUCCUCACAAAUGCCGCUCUACAUGCUCUGCACACCGACUCGGACGAGACGGCCAGCACGAACGAACGAUUCGUGGUAGUAGACAUGAGUGCAGAUGGGCGCGAAGUUCUAUCGACUGCUUCACUAUCCUCAAGAUGGCAAGACGUCAAGAGCAACAUCAAGCAGGCUCCGUCGUGGGGCAAUAACAGCUUGAAUACGCAGCAGAUGCUUUGCAUAUCUGGCCGAGAACCGGCGCUCUGGCAGCGCACACGCGACUUGCAGAGGAGGAAGGGAGACGUGUCGGCGCUGAUCAAAGCACUUGAUGAGACGCAAGCUGAGCUAGAGAGCGUGGUUGGCCGUCCCUCGCUUGCUACGGCAUCGUAG
Messenger RNA from Cercospora beticola, 744 nucleotides. RefSeq lists its product as uncharacterized. Lineage: Eukaryota; Fungi; Ascomycota; Dothideomycetes; Mycosphaerellales; Mycosphaerellaceae. The record is from RefSeq and is a predicted model, not a curated record.